Molecule: messenger RNA, 1806 nt
Organism: Scleropages formosus (Asian bonytongue)
Lineage: Eukaryota; Metazoa; Chordata; Actinopteri; Osteoglossiformes; Osteoglossidae
Gene: slc35d2
Product: solute carrier family 35 member D2
Exons: 12
Coding region: 315-1313 (332 amino acids)
Source: RefSeq, a predicted model, not a curated record
UGCACCAGUGAUCCUCCGUCUUGACCAUCCUUUGUAGCCUAUUUCUGCCCGAUUUGGUAGAAUCGAAUAUACAUGACGUGUGUUUAAGUUUCCUACGGUUACAGAGGCCUAAGAAACGGAGCAGGGAAACAACCUUUUCUCCUCUCUUUCAUUUUCAGGAAAGCACGCGAGUUCCGCCGUGAGGUGGCGGUGGACGAGAGUCUCUGUACGCCUAGAACAAGGAAGAACUGCCCACUUUUCGUGACUCGGGGGCGAAAAAAAGUCUGCGGGAGUGGAGCAAGCGAAGCCUCCUGCCAUCGAGUCGGCUGGGAAAAAUGUCGAUAAACUUGGUUAAACACGCGCCUCCGCACGACGAGCCGUCCGCGCUGCUGCGGCUCCUGUCUGCCGCCUUUUACGCCGCGAGCUCGUUCGUGAUCGUCAUCGUGAACAAGGUCGUGCUAACGUACUACAGGUUCCCCUCAUAUAUGUUCCUUGGAAUUGGUCAGAUGGCCACUACCAUUAUUAUCCUCUAUGCUGCCAAAAUGAACCAAAAUAUUCAUUUCCAGGAUUUUGACAGAAGUAUACUUUAUAAAAUCUUUCCGCUUCCUCUGCUGUAUGUUGGAAAUCACAUCACAGGACUUGCAAGCACCAAGAAAUUAAGUUUACCGAUGUUUACUGUUCUGAGAAAAUUCACAAUACUGAUGACAAUGAUCCUGGAGUCAAGGAUACUAAGGAAAUCAUUUUCAGUUAAUCUCAUAUGCAGUGUGUUGGCCAUUGUGUUUGGAGCUCUGGUAGCAGCCAGCUCUGACCUGGCCUUUGACCUAGAGGGAUACACUUUUAUCCUUCUGAAUGAUGUGUGUACUGCAGCCAGUGGCGUUUACACUAAGAAGAAAGUUGGUGUUGAGGGUCUUGGAAAAUAUGGAGUGCUCUUCUACAAUGCAUGCAUCAUAGUUAUUCCCACACUUCUUGCAAGCUCGUACACUGGUGAUUUGAAGAAGGUCAUCUCUUUUGAGCUCUGGCUGUCGUUUGCAUUCACGUUCUACUUUCUCAUCUCUUGCAUAAUGGGAUUCAUUUUGAUGUAUUCCAUUGUACUGUGCAGCCAUUACAACUCAGCACUUACCACCACAGUCAUAGGGGCCAUAAAGAAUGUAGCAGUUGCCUACAUUGGCAUGUUUGUGGGUGGAGAUUAUAUUUUUUCCUGGAUAAACUUUAUAGGAUUAAAUAUUUGCUCAGCUGCUGAGAAGUGUGAUGAAAGGGGAGCUCAAGCAUACAAGAACAUAGAGAGCCCAGCAGAGCCCAAUGAGCAACAAGAGAAGCAGCUGGUAGUGGUGUAAGGCUGGCAUGCCAAGGGCACAGGUUACCUUGCUGGACUUCAGGUGGCAGCGUUUCAUAUUGGGACGCAGCAUAGAAAUGUAGAUUUUUUUAAAAAUUAUUAUAGUCUGAUUUAAUGUUUUAUAUUUUUUUUCUAUAUUUAGGUAAUUUAUUAUUUGGUAAAUUUUUUAAGGUUCAUGCUAAUUUAUUGUUGGGCUGUGUAUGUAUAAACAAGAUAAAAGAUUUAAAGGUUCAAGUGUUCAUGUGAAGCUAUAUAAGGCAAGGAACACUUUCCUUGUGUCUUACGUUUGGGCUGAGAUAAUGACAGCUCUGAAUACCUUUUAUGCCACGUUGUCUUAACCCUUCUUAUGAAGGUAAUACAUUCCUAAAACCCCUUUGUAAGGUGAAUUCUCAUAACUCAUGUAAUUAUUAGUUGAGCCCCCAAACCAACACCUAUUUAUGAUAAAAUAUCACCAUUGACACAGUUGCUUCAAUAUUUAAUAUUAGCAGUCAUAA